CUUAUUUUUCUCUUUUUUACCCCACACUCUUCCCAUUACACAACACAUUUCCACCAUGAGUGUAUCUCCCGCGAAUCAGUCUUUCUUGGCAUGGUACCUUACGCAGCUGGCUGCCUACCCUCUUCAGACCAAAGCCGUAACCAGCGGUAUCCUUUCUGGUUGCCAAGAAGCAGCAGCACAAAAAUUGUCGGGACAGAAGAAACUCGAUAAGCGUAUUUUCCAAAUGGCAGCUUAUGGCUUGAUCAUCUCUGGUCCUUUAAACCACUUGUGGUAUGAAAUCAUGGCCAAGGUGUUUGCUGGCAAGACCGGUCCCAAGGUCAAGGUUGGCCAGUUGUUGUUCUCCAACCUUAUCAUCUCGCCCUUCAUGAACACAGUCUAUAUUACUGCAAUGACCAUCCUGGCUGGUGGUCGAUCCUUUGCUCAGGUUAGAAGCGCUGUGCGCAAUGGUUUAUUGUCGAUGCAGAAAGUUUCUUGGGUUGUUUCUCCCUUGAGUUUGAUCUUUGCCCAAAACUACUUGCCCCAACACACCUGGGUUCCUUUCUUCAACGUUGUCAUCUUCUUCUUGGGCACUUACAUGAACACCUUGAUCAAGCGCAAGCGCUUGCAGGCCGAGAAGGAAGCUGCUGAACGCAAGUCGUCCUAAGUAAUAGGAUCGUCGAAUAAUGUACGGUUUUGAAUGUCUCUUUCCUCUAUAAAAAAAAUGACAGAGUAUCGGAUUUCCUAUUUGACAAAAAAAAAAAAAAUGACGCCAAAAAGGUUUGACGGACUUGUUGUAUUCGAAAUUUUGGAGGACCGUCUGGUUUGUGGAGAACAAUCGGUUACGAUGACUGAUCCGAUAUUGUCAAU
Molecule: messenger RNA, 846 nt
Organism: Radiomyces spectabilis
Lineage: Eukaryota; Fungi; Mucoromycota; Mucoromycetes; Mucorales; Radiomycetaceae
Exons: 4
Coding region: 56-643 (195 amino acids)
Cellular component (GO): membrane; cytoplasm
Source: RefSeq, a predicted model, not a curated record